Ogataea philodendri is the source of this 624-nucleotide messenger RNA. RefSeq lists its product as uncharacterized. The transcript has a single exon. The record is from RefSeq and is a predicted model, not a curated record. The coding region runs from base 1 to 624 and encodes 207 amino acids. Gene Ontology annotation, molecular function: protein-folding chaperone binding. Lineage: Eukaryota; Fungi; Ascomycota; Pichiomycetes; Pichiales; Pichiaceae.
AUGAACCAUCUUCAGCAAUACAUCACUCCGCUAAUUGAGCAUCCUGUUAUUCAGGACGUUUUGAACAACCCAAACGUGAAGAAUGCGUUGCAAACAGUUAGAACCAACGAGAAUCUGUUUGUUUACGGCGUCUUGGGACUGACGGGAGCGCUUGUCUUGAAACAAGCGUUGAGUCCCACAAAGACGAAGAAGACGAAAAAGUCCGGGAAAAAGACCAAGAAACAACAACCGGUUGUUGUCAACCCACAGGAGGUGUCCAAGACCCAGAUCGAGCAGAUUUUGGCCGAUUUCAACACUAACUACGUUCCGGCUAUUGACGAGUAUCUCGAGCAAUUAAAGGUUUUAUUGGCCGCGCCAGAACCAUCAAAGAAAAAGGGCAAGAAGAAGACCGCAAAGAAACAAGCACCACCCCAGGUUUCCUACAAAGAGAAGUUGGAGUACCAAUACUUGUACUUCAACGAGAACCUGUUGAAACUGUUGAUGAAACUGGACUCGGUGGAGAUCCACGAGAAUCAAGACCUUCGUCUUCAACGCAAGCAGGCCAUCAAGGCUAUUCAGGGAUAUUUGAAACAAUUGGACUCGUUCAAGCCAGAUAUCGACAAACUUACCAAAAAGGGCUACUAA